UUACGCCAGAGGCACUGCAGGUAAAAUACAUCCCUUUGCUGUUUUAUUUAGCACGAGAUGAAGCAGGUGAAAUGCGAGUAAUAGGGCUGGAAAAGCACCACAGACACAGAGGGAUUUGCCUGGGAGGGACAGAAUAAAUUAGAGUGCCUCUCCUUAAUGUUACCUGGAGGGAAAGAAUAGGAGAAUUUGCCAUCCUAGAAAGAGCCUCCUUUGUGAAACGGAGCUGAAGGAACCAAGAGGCAAGGCAAGCUGCACAACCUUCCUGCUACUUCUCUGAACCCUGAAACCACAACAGCACCUUGCAGCUGAAGGGAGAUCCCCAGGAGGUGGUGUCCAGGAAAGGGGAAUGAUGCUUGCCCCCAGCUCCGCUCCGAUGCCAGAGCAGGGCUGGCAAACCACAGGAGCGAUGGGAAGCCUCCAGAGCCUGAAGAAAUUUCACAGCCAGGAUUUCAAGGACCUGCGAGCCUUGUGCCUGAGCCAAGGGCUGCUCUUUGAGGAUCCCACCUUCCCUGCUCACACCAGCUCCAUCGGUCCCAGCCUGCUCCCAGAGGAGACGCUCCAGCAAAUACAAUGGAAGAGGCCAACGGAACUUCAGAGAAAUCCUCAUUUGAUCAUGGAUGGAGUUAGCAGAUUUGAUAUCAUGCAAGGAGAAGUAGGUGACUGCUGGAUGCUGGCUGCCCUGGGUGCCUUGACACUGAGAAAACAGUUUUUGGAAAAUGUUAUACCAAAGGACCAAGGAUUCCAGGACGAUUAUGCUGGGAUAUUUCAUUUUCGGUUCUGGCAAUAUGGAGAAUGGGUGGAUGUAGUGAUAGAUGACCGGCUGCCAAUCCUAAAUGGAAGAUACCUGUUUGUACACCCCCGAACUUCAAAUGAAUUCUGGCCAUCCUUGCUGGAAAAAGCAUAUGCCAAGGUGCAUGGCUCCUACCAGAACCUGAACGGAGGCUACCUUUCAGAUGCUUUAGUAGACUUCACAGGUGGAGUCCAAGUGCAGUUUUCACUGAAGGAGCCCCCUCCUGAACUGAAGGAGAUCCUGAGAGCUGCUGACAGAUCCCAGUGCCUCAUGGGGUGCAGCACCCCGGGCCAGUCAAGGAGGAACAUAGAGCUGAGGAAUGGGAUUGUUCAGGGUCAUGCCUACACCAUCACAGGAGCUGUGAAGAUCCCCUACAAGAAUGGCUGGAAACAUAUCAUCAGGAUCUGGAAUCCAUGGGGCCAUGGGGAGUGGAAGGGGCCCUGGAGCGAUAACUCUCCUCAAUGGGACCGUGUUGAGCCUAAAUACAGAGAAGCCCUCCUCAGAAAUAAGGAUGAUGGAGAAUUCUGGAUGUCCUGUGAGAACUUCCAGGAGCAGUUUUCGUGGGUGUAUAUAUGUAACAACACCCCAACAUUCCUGGACUUUGGAGAUGGGCACUGCACAAUGUGGUCUCUGACCAGCUACACCAACCUGUGGAGCCCAGGCCUUCCCACGAGGAGGAACCGCUAUUCCUCGGGUAAUGGAUGCUGUCCCCUCCUCUGCACUGGGAGGAACCACUAUUCCUCGGGUGCAGCUUCAACAAACCCUCGGUAUUUUUUCAAAGUGCUGGAUCAUGACUCAAAUACCUAUAAUGUAGCAAUUUCACUCAUGCAAAAACAUGCUGAGGGUAUGCAGGAUGAAAAAAACCUGGAUAUUGGCUUUUCCAUCAUCACAGAGAAUUCCAGAGUUCUGAAGCGAAUCUUUUUCCGGACUCGAGAUGUGACCAGCUACUUAAUCUUGAGCCCAGGAACCUACACCGUUGUUCCUGCUGCAACAGAGGACCAAGAAUUCGAAUUUCUCUUACGGAUUUUCAUAAAGAAUCAAGACUGCAAUGAGAGCUCAAACUCCUCGACCAGCCCAGUGCUGCUGAUGGAUGUACCGAGGCAGAACCAGGACAGUUCCUAUAAGGCUCUUUUCCUAAGAUACGCUAAGCAGGACACAACUAUUGAUGCCUUGCAGCUGCAACAACUCCUUAAUGAAGUGAUCUUGAAAGAUGAAAUGACCAGCCUGGGAGGGAGAUUCAGCUUUGAUUCAUGCAGAGGCAUUUUAGCUCUGAUGGAUCUCAACUCGAAUGGAAGACUCACCCUGCAGGAGUUCGGGAGCCUCUGGCAAUGUCUCACAAAGUACACGGAUAUCUUCAACAAGGAAGACAGAAACCAUUCUGGAUUUCUUGAUGCUGCUCAGCUGAAGAAUGCGGUUCAGGCAGCAGGUCUGGCCACUGAUGCGCAGCUGCUGCGCCUGCUGACGCUGCGCUACGGCGAUGCCCACGGCAGGGUUGGCUUCUCCGACUUCGUGUGCUGCAUGCUGCGCCUCGACACCAUGACCCAUGCAUUCCAAAACUUAGCAGGGGGUGGAUCACAAAUUUUGAUGACGGCAAUGGAGUGGCUGACUCUUGUCAUGUACACCUAGAGAGAUGCCAGAGGUCAUGGUGGCUUUUCUUCCUCCUCAGUAGAACAGUGCCCAAGCCAUCCCGUACUGAAGACAUCCUCGGAGCUGUUGAUAAACCACAGUGAAGGAGUGAAGCCAGGUGUCCUUAUGCUUGGUGGAACUCAGAUAUUGGGAUGAAGAGUCCUUUCCAGGCAAACUGGGGGUGCCUUGGAGAGAGAAGAAUUGCUAAAGCAAGCACUCCUUGGCCAGUCUGGUAGUACUUAAUGGUCUGGGCAAGCUGGGAAGUGUUGACUGUAAUUUCCUCUCAUCUUCCUGUAAAUAGUACAGAAGUUAGGAACAGCUCCAUUAACUCCACUGUGAAAAAGAACAGACCCAUGCCUUUCAUGUGAAAUAGUGUAUAAGAUGUAAGUUACAAAAACUAUUAAGACAUAGUUUAAU
Molecule: messenger RNA, 2833 nt
Organism: Catharus ustulatus (Swainson's thrush)
Lineage: Eukaryota; Metazoa; Chordata; Aves; Passeriformes; Turdidae
Gene: CAPN13
Product: calpain 13
Exons: 23
Coding region: 347-2416 (689 amino acids)
Biological process (GO): proteolysis
Cellular component (GO): cytoplasm
Molecular function (GO): calcium-dependent cysteine-type endopeptidase activity; calcium ion binding
Source: RefSeq, a predicted model, not a curated record